AAGAAGAAGAAGAAGAAGAAGAAGAAGACGAGGAGGCAGAAGAGGAGGAGGAGGAGGAGGCCAAACGGACACCAACUGAAACAAAAGUAUUUCCAAACCAGCACCCAACUCCACCUUGUGAGGGCUCCCCCAGCAUGGCUUCCGAGGAACUCUACGAGGUAGAGAGAAUUGUUGACAAGAGGAAAAACAAGAAGGGAAAACCAGAGUAUUUGGUGCGAUGGAAAGGAUACGACAGUGACGAUGAUACUUGGGAGCCAGAACAGCACCUUGUUAAUUGUGAGGAAUAUAUACAUGAGUUCAACAGACGCCACAACGAAAAGCAGAAAGAAAGCACAUUAACCAGGACAAACAGGACCUCUCCAAACAAUGCCCGAAAACAAAUUUCUAGAUCUACCAAUAGUUCUUUUUCAAAGACAUCUUCUAAAUCUUUAGUUAUGAGUAAAGAACACGAGUCAAAAAAUAGUCAACUUUUUUCUGCCACACAGAAGUUCCGGAAAAACAAUUCACCAUCUCUUUCUGGACGGAAAAAUAUGGACCUCGCAAAAUCAGGUAUUAAAAUCCUAGUGCCCAAAAGUCCAAUUAAGAGUCGGACAACAGUUGAUGGCUUCCAGAAUGAAAGCCCGGAUAAAAUGGACCAUAUAGAGCAGGAUCAAGACGACUCUGUAGCACCAGAAGUAGCAGCAGAAAAACCGGUGGGAGCUUUAUUAGGACCUGGUGCAGAGCGUGCUAGAAUGGGGAGCCGACCAAGGAUACAUCCGUUAGUGCCACAAUUGCCAGUGCCAGUAACAGCCACAAUUGCAUCAGCAUUAACAAUAAAUGGAAAAGCAUCUCCCUGUAUUCUUCCCAGUGUUCUUUACUUCCUAUUUUCUUGUGCAUCCACUUUUAUGGAAGCAUUAGCAGCCAAUGGUACAACCAACAUACAGACGUCUGUAACAGGAGUGACAGCCAGCAAACGAAGGUUUAUUGAUGACAGGAGAGAUCAACCUUUUGAUAAAAGGCUACGUUUCAGCGUGAGACAAACGGAGAGUGCAUACCGGUACAGAGACAUUGUUGUCAGGAAACAAGAUGGAUUCACACAUAUUUUGCUAUCAACAAAAUCAUCUGAAAAUAAUUCAUUAAAUCCAGAGGUAAUGAAGGAAGUCCAAAGUGCACUGAACACAGCGGCUGCAGAUGACAGUAAACUUGUGCUGUUCAGUGCAGUUGGUAGCAUUUUCUGCUGUGGUCUUGAUUUUAUUUAUUUUAUACGACGUUUAACAGAUGAUAGAAAAAAGGAAAGCACUAAGAUGGCAGAAGCUAUUAGGAAUUUUGUGAAUACUUUUAUUCAGUUUAAGAAGCCUAUCAUUGUAGCAGUAAAUGGCCCAGCCAUUGGACUUGGAGCAUCUAUAUUGCCUCUGUGUGACGUGGUUUGGGCUAACGAGAAGGCUUGGUUUCAGACACCAUACACUACUUUUGGACAAAGUCCAGAUGGAUGUUCAUCCCUUACAUUCCCUCGGAUAAUGGGCCUGGCUUCUGCCAAUGAAAUGUUGUUCAGUGGAAGGAAGUUGACGGCGCAGGAAGCUUGUGCCAAAGGACUCGUCUCUCAAGUGUUUUGGCCGGGAACAUUCACACAAGAAGUAAUGGUUCGAAUUAAAGAACUUGUCACAUGCCAUUCAGUUGUACUUGAAGAAUCCAAAGCUUUAGUACGUAACAUCAUGAAGGUGGACUUGGAACAAGCAAACGAAAAGGAGUGUGAAGUUUUGAAGAAAAUCUGGGGCUCAGCACAAGGGAUGGACUCAAUGUUAAAAUACCUGCAGAACAGAAUUGAUGAGUUCUGAUGAGGUGCCCAUUGACACUGGAAUUGUAUUUCUUGGACAUCGGGGCAAACAAAAUAUGCCCAUUUAAAAAAAAUCCUAUAUAAACUAACCCCUUGUUCAACUUGGGAACAGGAGUGGACACACACACACCCCUCCCCUUUUAUUGUCAAGGGGUUUAAAAGUACUGUAUCACUUAAAAUUUGAACAAAACUCCUUUUUCCAUGAUUGUUACAUGCAGAUAUAUAUACACACACACAAGUGUUUGUGUGUGCAUAUAUAUAUGUCUUUUAUAUAUAUAUAAAUGUAAUAUGUGUGUGAGAGUGUGUAUGUAGACACACACACACAAGCUAAAAAAUGAUAGAGUGCACUACCAAACAUCUCUUUAAAAGCUCUAGUUUUUGUUAUCUUUGGCUAGUACUGUAUCAAAUAGAGAAUUAAUUAAAAAGUGAAUGGUGUUGCAUUAUUUUCUGUGUGGCAGGGAAGUCUGGAAUAAUGCUUUUCUUUUUCAUGAGAAUACAGAAUUGAAACGGGUAUUAGCCAGCCCUUACUUUCUCUGCCCAAUGAGUCAGCUAAGAUACAAGUCGUUGUCUCAAAAGAAGGUUGAAAUACCUCAAGUAAUGGAACAUUCUGAAAUUUUGGGGAACUAAACCCUAUUAAGGUUAAUUCACACAUAUCCCCAAAAAGAGAGUGUGCUCAGGAUGAAUGCUAAGAAAACACUCUAUCCCUUUUUUGGGGGGAGGUAUAGAGGGGUGGGAGGAAGGGGGCAGGAAUAUGUUUGACUCUUACCCAGACAGCAUGAAGAAACCACUGUCUCUUAGGGAAGGGGAAUGAGGGAAAAUGGGAGGGAAAUGGAAGGGGGAAGGAAAAAAAAAAACCAACACAAAAAAGCUUGUUUUGCAGUAUUAGUGAAUCACUGAAUAUCUUAUGUAUGAAUAUCCUAAGUUAUAAGUUAGUUUUAGUGGGUUUUUAAAAAGCCUCUCUGGGUUUGUUUUUGUUUUGUUGGUUUUGGGUUUUUUUUUUUUGUUUGGGG
Molecule: messenger RNA, 2823 nt
Organism: Myiozetetes cayanensis
Lineage: Eukaryota; Metazoa; Chordata; Aves; Passeriformes; Tyrannidae
Gene: CDYL
Product: chromodomain Y like
Exons: 8
Coding region: 135-1814 (559 amino acids)
Cellular component (GO): nucleus
Molecular function (GO): transcription corepressor activity
Source: RefSeq, a predicted model, not a curated record